GCUGAAAGCAGGAGAGGGUCAGGCGUUUCUACAAAUGGCAUCCGGGAACCUUGUAGAGGCGCUCAUCCGCCGGACAUUGCUCGAGGACAACGUCAACACCGACGACAGAGGGCAGUCCGCUGAUGAGAAAUACCGCCCUCAGUCGACAAAAACAGGCAAAUGCCCAAAGAGCGAUCCCUGGGAAGUGGAUAUCGACAACGAUGACGUCGAGGUGAGGGUCCCCAUGCCGACGAAGACGAUGGGUGUGGAUGCUGCUUCAGACGGCAAGAGGACCGGGUCCAAGGCCGGUCAGAACAAAAAGGACAUCGUGAAAUUUGACUCACGGAGGAAAGUGAAAGAGGAGAGCCGUAAAGAGGCUCUUCUGAAGGAGUGGCGAGAGGCAGAGAAGGAGGAGGAGAGUCGGAGGAUGAAAAAUGCAGCUGUUUUUAAUUCGCGAGUGUCGGAGGAGAGAGACUCUAAUGAUAACAAUACCACCAAGAGAAUGGAUACAAACGACGGCACCACAUUGCCUGAAAUACUUGAUCAAACUCCCAUCAGACACCCGAAGGAAAGAGGGAAGAAGAACUGUUGUGGGAAAAGCAAACAGACAACAAGCUCGACUGACGGACACGCGAACGGCAAGGAAGAAGCCGGACCCACCUCUAAGAAGGAAAAGAGGGAAAAGUCAACGGGGGGCAAGCGAAAGCUUGGCAAGUCGCCUAGAGAUUCGCCCGCCGUAGCCGGCGGCCUAGAGCCCGAAACCAAGUACACCAAAUUUGAUAAAAACUCUAAUGCUUGCAGACAAAGCGAUUCUUCAGUCUCGGAAAAUAUUGAUGUUGGAUGUGCUGUGGGGAGCAACUCCAUGGCAUCAUCCCCAACCGAUCACAAACCAGAAGUGUUCAGGUAUAGCCACGUCGAGGAAAACGGCUCAGAGAAUAGUUGUGAUCAAGUUGCCAGGAAAGCUGAGCCCAAACCCAAACGGCCGAAACCUGGCUUAGGAAUGUCCAUGGGUCUCACCAUCGCGAGCAUGAUCGAGAAAACACUAGACGCCGGGCUGGGAGCCUCGUUGAAAGCUUCCAAGGCGGUGCCCAACUCCCCGGGGACAUCCGACUCCUCCUCCCGGGACUCCGAGACCAGCAGCUCGGCAUCAAAGAGAAAGGAGCUGCGUCAUGACGCAAACUCGUCUGCGUUUGGCAUCGCAGUCCCGAAACUCCGCUGGGCUUUAACCGGCCAACAACAGCAGCAAAACAUGGACCCGAAAUCAGGCCCGGAUUCGGGCAUGGGCGGUUCUGAUAGCAGGAUAUUUCACUCGUCAGGGCGCCCUCAGUCUCUCAAACAGACAUCGGGAAUACCACCAGCUGGUCCAGCAAGUUCGAGUGCAGGGCAAUCUCAGCUCUUCCAACCCAUCUUUCCAGUUUCGCGACUCGGAUCCUCGUCUCCGAUUAAGAUCGACAUCCCCCGCUCCUGCCCCUUACCGAGCUCCAGUUCGUCCCCAGGCUCCCCCAAGGACAGCUCCAUGUUCUCCCCUACCCAGAGUGACGGUUCCCUCUCGGCAAACCAGAGUGACAACGGUGCCUGCAGUCCAGGCAACAUGGCGGACGGGUCCAGUAGUAGCGGAAACAAGAAGAAGAAGCGAAAGCGAUGUGGAGUCUGCGAGCCGUGCAUGACGAAACAGAACUGCGGGGACUGUUCCAGCUGCAAGAACCGUCGAACGGGACACCAAAUCUGUAAGAUGAGAAAGUGUGUGGAACUUCGAAAGAAAACACAGGGACCCGACCUGGUCGGUAUGGAUGGCUCGACGAAUCUGAGCAGGGCCAAGGCAGGGCACCAGCCGUUUCCGCAGCUUACAGCUCCCCCUCCAAAGAAUGGCCCUUCGGAGAACCACAACUCGCCAACCACCACCCUUCCAAUGCACAACAGUACCGCCCCGGACUUCAUCAAACAGGACCCCUCGGGCCAACCCGCUCCCAACAUGAACUGGCCCCCCGCCCCUCCCCUAGUGAACGGGUUCAGCGGGACCGAAGGCUACCCCAAAAUGAACCACUUCCCUCAGACGGAGCUGACAAAACCCAACGUAGGGGACAGGUUAGGGGAAGGGCGGAGGGAGCCAAAGGAGGCGGGGAGUGACGGACCCCAGGUAAAGAAAGAACCCGGGGAGCCAAUGGGUAUCCCUGUACCCGCCCACCCACUUCAUCACCACCACCCUCAUGCAAAGUACGCCUAUGCUGCAGCUGCAAAGCCAGACAAUGCAAUGACCAACCCGCCAUCAGCAAAGGGUCCAAGUUACCCAGUGGCACCCAUUACAGCAUCCAGUAAGCCCACGGGGAGCCCGUCGCCACCCAUGCACGGACAUUACUUUGACAAGAAGCUCCAGAUGCAGAGUUCGGCCGCAAAGGAAGCACAACCACCAAUGCUGAACAGCGGUCACCCCCGUCCGACCAGCCUACAGUCCUACCCAUCUUCCUUCACCUUUCCAACACUUGGUUCUUCCAAGCAAGCCGAGUCAGCAGCUGCCAUCAACCACACUCAGGACAGGAGUACACCUGACUACAAAGGUAACAGCAUCACAACCCCAGUGUUAUCGCAAUCCCCCUCCAUGGAGAGAAAAGCACUGUCUCCUGCAGAUGCUGCUGAAUCCCUUCUUUCCCUAAGCUCCUCAAUAUCAGCAAGGCACUUUCCCUUCCCACCCACGCACUUCUCAGGGAAUCACGAACCGCGACUGCACGAACAGCGCCCUCAUGAAAAGCGCUCACUACCAACCUUUCUACCCAGUAGCGGCCCAUCCUCGGAAUCGCCAUCCCCAUCGGUCUCGGCGGUUCAGACGCAUACCAAGUCAGAGCCGUCGGAGAAGAAGCACAAGUCUCACAAGUCGGACAAGUCAAAAUCAGAAUCCAAGCUUCCCAAAUUGGAGCAGAGUAGACUCGGGGUGACGCUACCUCCGAUUUCCAUGUGCACCGGUGCCUUCCCGGGCAUGCCAGUACCAGGUGUCAUGCCAUCGACCUCGCAGAGCGGUAUAUCAGCUUCGGCCGGGAUGAAAUCCACCGGUAGGUCCCUAUUCCCUCUUCCCAGCCAAACGCUGUUGGCGUCGUCGACAAAGCCCGCGCCCAGAGAGGAGAAGACGGAGAUCAAACCCACAGACAAGGACUUGACGCCGCGGAAGUUGACGCCAGCUGAGUUGCACCGUAAGAUGCUGGAGGAUGACCAGAAAGAGGAGAUGCCUGAUUGUGGAUGCUUAGAGAAUGAUCGCGAUGAAGCACCGUACUACACACAUCUUGGAUCAGGACGGUCAGUUCAAGCCAUCAGAGAGCUUGUCGAGAAGAGGUAUGGACACAAAGGUAGCUGCAUUCGCCUGGAGAAGCUGGUCUUCUCUGGAAAGGAAGGCAAGAGCAGUGCGGGAUGUCCCAUCGCUAAGUGGAUCCUGCGGCGUUCAGGUUUAGAGGAGAAGAUCUUGGUCCUGGUGCGGAAUCGUCCCGGCCACCAUUGCGAGACGGCCUACAUCGUCAUCGCGCUGGUUGCGUGGGACGGCUGCGCGAGGAAGGAGGCAGAUGACACGUAUGACCUCCUGACACGGAUGCUACCCAACGGGGCCAUCCCGACAGUGCGGAGAUGUGCUGUAAAUGAAGAGAGAACCUGUGCCUGCCAGGGCUUUGAUCCGGAGUCUUGCGGGGCGUCAUUCUCGUUCGGCUGUUCGUGGUCGAUGUAUUAUAACAGCUGCAAGUUUGCACGCAGCAAGACUCCAAAAAAGUUCAAGCUGCAAGACAACAAUGACAGUGAAAAGGAGGAAGUACUUGAACACCAUUUCCAGCGAUUAGCCACCGAUAUAUCCCCGCUGUACAAACAGAUUGCACCCGAUUCCUACAAUAAUCAGGUUUUGUUUGAGAAGAAAGGCUCAGAAUGCCGUCUUGGAAUGCGUGAGGGACGGCCGUUCUCAGGUGUCACAUCUUGCAUGGAUUUCUGCGCGCACGCCCACAGAGAUCAGCAGAACAUGAACAACGGCUGCACUGUGGUGGUGACAUUAACAAAAUCAGAGAUCCGUGACAGACUGCCUGACCCUGGCGACGAGCAGCUGCACGUGCUGCCUCUUUACUACCUUGACAACACAGACGAGUACGGCAGUGUCGAGGCUCAACAAGAGAAGGUGAGACGUAAUGCCAUUGAAGUCUUGACACACUAUCGCCACAAGGCGAGGAUGAGGCCGAAGCAGGAUCCUGUCAUUCCAAAGGGGGCGCAGGUCCGAGGCAAUCGACACAGUCAUGGUGAUAAGAACAGUCCGAGUAGAGGAAAGGGUGCUGCAGCAGCUGCAGCAGCCGCUGCAGCCGCAGCCGCCAGGGCAGCAACGCCUCAGGGUAGCAACCACCAAAGUAAUCACAGUGCGAGUUCUAGUUUCACGCCGACAAAGGAAGCUGCCGAGGGGAAGAGUUCUGGGAAGCCGACCAGCAAGCAAGAGGCAGCGGCAUCAUCAGCAGCUGUUCAGAUCAUGCAGAUUCCACCACAUCUGUGGUCACACUACCAGCAGAGUGUAGAGCAGGUCCGGGCAGCAUGGCCCGGAGUGGAGAUGACGCCCAGUGGGCUGGCCGCUGCGGCUGGGCUGAGGCCCGAGAUGCACGGAUUACACCCCAUGAUGUAUGAGAGUAUGCAGCGGGAAGCCAUGCAAAUGAACGCUGCUGCGGCUCAGGCCGCCCAAGCAGCGGCGAUGCAUCCUGACUGGGCACGAAUGUACCCACACCAGGCGAGGAUGUUCUUACCCCAGUACGCCCAUCCGGGCAUGGUCGGGCUAGCAACUCAUGAGCAGCUUCAACAGAACCCUGCUCUGGCACGUUUCAUGAGCCAGUACGCCAAUGACCCGUACAUGGCGGGUGUAGCGCAUGCCUACAUGAGGUAUCCACACUAUAGCGGACUUCCAAUGGAGGAUGUGAAACCUGAUAUGAACCAAUUAGGGAACUUAAUGAAACAAGGACGGAGUGAGCGAGACGCCAUGUACAGUGCGUAUGGUAUGAAGUACGGCCCUCAGCAUCCUGCUGCAGCUGCAGCAGCUGCUGCGGCUGCUGCAGCAUACGGUAGCUCACGGGGAGAGCAAUUGGACUUGAGCAGAGACCACCAUACACCGCGACCAAAUGCAGCCGCCUCGUCUGCAGACUCCAAAUAUUCCCAGAGUCUAAUGUCCAACGGUCUGAGGCAGGAUCUUGGGCAUCAUCCAACCACCACCCACUCUGGUCCCAAAGACAGCAUUUGGAGGCCGCCAGUCUUUCAGAACAGCCCCUCCCGGGAGAGCACCCCAUCCCAGGAGCACCACCCCUCCUACCCCAGCCAGGGGACGCCUCCGUUUGGGUCUGCGUUUCAUGAGCGGGGAAAGUCCUCAAGUGAUCCAAGAAGUGCAUUCCCGCCAGAAGCCAGUCACCAACAUCGAGACUAUCCCAACUUCAGUCACCGUGAAGGUGGGCAAGCUUCGCAGGGCAGACCGCAUGAUGCACAAAGGAAUUCAUCAGACAGCCACAAAUACGCAAUGUACCAGCAGCAGCAGCAGCAGCAACAGCAACAGCAACAACAGCAAGGUCACCCAGACCACAAUAGCACCCGCCGUGACCUCUCCCAGAGCUAUCCACCCCAUGAUACCAAGCCUUACCCAAGGUUACAUGAAGCCUCUGCCUCAGGCUCCGCCUCCCAACAACAGCAACAGCAUGAGAAGACCAAGACUAUAGCGGAGCAUCUCCGGAUGAUGGAAGCAGGGGGUUCAAACCCAAGCACUCCAGUCCCAGUUGCCUCAGCUCUUCUACCUCAGCCCUCUCCUAAACAUGAAGAGCCCACAGAAGUGGAGUGCACCUCGGACAGCGAAGAGUGCUUCCGAGACCCAACAAUCGGAGGUGUGGCUAUUGCUCUCACCCACGGCUCGGUCCUCUUUGAAGUUGCAAAGCGGGAGCUCCACGCUACCACGUCACUCAUCAAGCCAGUGCGACAACAUCCCACCCGCAUCAGUCUUGUCUUCUACCAGCACAAGCACAUGAACUUCCGUCACCAUGGGCUGGAGGAGUACGAGCGUAAGAUGCAGGCGCGACAGGAAGAAGCUGAGGAAACGGCGCGUCUCAACGGGGAGACCCCACCCCCGCGUAAAGGUCGUAAGCGGCGCCUCUCCACCAGCGACGACACUGUGAUUCCAGACAAGACUAAGAUUAAGUACAACACAGACUCCAAGAAGGUACCAACGAAGGGCGCCCCUACGCCGUCCACGAGCACGGUCACCACCCUGACAUCGACAGCUUUCCCGACUGUCACGGGUCCGUACCAGAAGUGGGUAUAGAUAGCUGGAAUUUUAAAACAAAAUCUGUUACUCCAUGCAGUGGGAUAUUUGUUCACCCUUCGCCCUAUGCACUAACCUUGCAACUUCAUUGCUAUGCACUUUAGAUCUGAGUUCACCCCAAUCAGAAAAGUUUUUUUUAAACAUCGGAUUUUAGUUAUUUGCCUUUAAAAAAAAACGAUUCCAAUAAUGAGAUUGCCAAUUCUGUUUCAUGGAUAACACACUAAGGUGAUUCAUUUACCAGGCUUUGGUUCAUUCUAACUGUUCACCAACCAAAUCUGGCGUAGUUUCUGUAAAAACAAUUAUUAAAAAAUUCUUAAUCAUCAGGUAAAAAACACAACUCGCCAUUUUUAUAUCAAAUUUUCAUACCUCAAACUGGUAAAAGAAAAAGUACUCUUUUGGUGCUAUGUUGUAAUUCCAAAAUAAAUUGUAAUGAUUUUUUUUAAUCUGUACCCAUCAUAGAAUAUAUUACAUGAAACAAGAUAUUUAAUGUCUUCAUUCCCUUACGUAAUCCAGAAGGGAAUUUUAGAAAUGUUAUUUUGAAGUAAGAUUUUGUUUUAAACUGGGGAAGACUGUACCCCAGUUGUUUAUACUAAGUAUAUAUUCUAUGUUGGGAAUUGUAUUACGAGUCAGGACGUAUGUGGUGUGGGUUGAGCCCCCUUCAAAUCUCGGCUAUUUCGAACAGCAGCUCUUCCCAUAUUCCCAUAUUUUCUGUUGAAAAGUAUUGGCUUUUGGCUUUUUAAAAGGUCUUCAAGAUGACGUGCUCAAUGGCCGAAGCCUGACCUAUGACAUUUAACUGGCCCAUUGAUUUGGGUGCAUCAAAGAAUGAUUUUGAUUGGUUGAUGCGCUAUCUCACUGCCAGCCAAAGAGAUAAAAUCAUGAAUAUUCAUCUGACCAAUCAAGUGACAAAAAGGACUUUUUCCUGAGUAUUCUGUCACAAGGGUCUCGCGUGAUUGGACCAAGUUUUAUAGUCUUUAAAUUUUAUUGGUGUUUUUGCCUGAUCUUUUGUUGAGGCAAAUCAAAACAAUUUGUAAAGGUACUGUAUUGUUUUUAAAAAAAAAAUACAACUGAAAUUAC
Molecule: messenger RNA, 7348 nt
Organism: Asterias rubens (European starfish)
Lineage: Eukaryota; Metazoa; Echinodermata; Asteroidea; Forcipulatida; Asteriidae
Product: methylcytosine dioxygenase TET2-like
Exons: 10
Coding region: 35-6274 (2079 amino acids)
Biological process (GO): positive regulation of transcription by RNA polymerase II; oxidative demethylation
Cellular component (GO): nucleus
Molecular function (GO): DNA 5-methylcytosine dioxygenase activity; DNA binding; zinc ion binding
Source: RefSeq, a predicted model, not a curated record